AUGAAUACUUAUCCAGUACGUUUACAAGAAUAUGACGGUCAAUCAGCUGAGGCUGGACUGUUUCAUUCAUCGGAUGUUGCAGUACGAAGCCGUCAAAAAAUAUUACAACCAAUUUCAUUACUAAAACUAGUCUUCGAUGGUCUGUCACUUGCAAUCGUACUUUUAGCAUGGCUAUUAUUAAAAUAUCUUGUUAAACCAGUUCGACGAGCAUUUUUAUGUUCGGAUUUAAGUUUAUAUCAUGUAGAACCGCAAAAGAAAGUUUUUCCAACUUGGCUUUUAUUUCUAUGUGCUAUUGGAAUACCAUUGAUUAUCAUUUUACUAUCGGAAGGUGUUCGCUGGUAUUAUUUAUUUCGUAAAAAAUCCGCUAAACUAGCUUACGAACUUCAAAUUCGCUCAAAAAUUUAUAGAAUCCCUGAAUGGGUAGGAAAUCUGUAUAUUAUCAUUGGUGUUUUUAUAUUUGCUAAUUGUGUUACUGCAUUUCUGACUAAUAUUGGCAAAGUCACUGUUGGUCGAUUACGACCACAUUUUAUUCCAUCAUGUUUUCAAAAAUAUUCGUAUAAUGAUUUUUGCGUUAACCCAAAUGACUGGAUUGUUAAUUAUGUAUGCUUAGGAGAAUCCAGCAGUAUUGUUAAACAAAAAGAUGGUGCCUAUGAUAUACGUCAAUCAUUUCCAUCUGGUCAUGCAUCAGCAGCAUUUUGCGGUUUAAUAUUUUUGGCUUUGUACAUUCAUAAAGUUUGGAAGUAUCGUAAUUUUGGUCUAUUUCCAUAUGUUAUGGAAACACUUUGUUUUGCGUUAGCUGCCUAUAUCGGUAUUACACGUAUUACAGACAAUCGUCAUCAUCCUACUGAUGUUCUUGGUGGUGCUAUUCUAGGAACGUUUGUUGCUAUUAUUGCAUUUCGCUACAUGGUUGGUUCAUUUAAACGAUCGGUCUUAUCAGAUCUCGGUAGUGAGUCAAUAAUCGAUUAA
Molecule: messenger RNA, 966 nt
Organism: Rotaria socialis
Lineage: Eukaryota; Metazoa; Rotifera; Eurotatoria; Philodinida; Philodinidae
Source: the annotation of a GenBank genome assembly